Molecule: messenger RNA, 3115 nt
Organism: Magnolia sinica
Lineage: Eukaryota; Viridiplantae; Streptophyta; Magnoliopsida; Magnoliales; Magnoliaceae
Product: S-type anion channel SLAH2-like
Exons: 6
Coding region: 444-2321 (625 amino acids)
Biological process (GO): transmembrane transport; intracellular monoatomic ion homeostasis
Cellular component (GO): membrane
Molecular function (GO): voltage-gated monoatomic anion channel activity
Source: RefSeq, a predicted model, not a curated record
AGGGCUUUUUCAUGGUCUCUAACAUUCGGCAAAAGGAUUGUUGGAGUCUUUCUCACAAUCCAUACAUACAAAUACAUGGUAUUAUUGAUAGAUAACAAUUUUAGAAAAUUACAAACAUAAUAAAAUUAUAUAAUAACAAAAAAAAAAAAAAAAAAAAGAUAAACUAAAUUUUGCCUCAAUAGCUGUCUACAUGUCCGAUGCGUGUCUAACAUGGCCAUGUUUAUUUGAAAUGGAGGGUUUCUUAUAUAGAUAACUAGGUGGAGCUAAUAUUCCAUUUCUUCUAAUGACAAGUUGCUUGAGUGUAUAUGAAAUCCAGUUAAGAGUCAUCCUACAUAGAUUAAUUGCAUUUAGCUGAUCAGAUGAAAAGCUAUCUACAAUAAGGCCAAGCUGGAAGUUAACUAAAGUCAACGCCCGUUACAAACUGACAGUAUUCUUGCUUCAUCAUGGAAAACAAUGAAUUUCUGGGUUCAUCAAAGCAGGAUUCCCCUGAAGAACUUCCAUCUCUUUUCCAGAAUAUAACAUCCCAUUCAGUGCCCGGCUUCGAUAAUAUUGGAAACAGUGGUGGCCUGAAUUAUCCAUAUCAGCCAACUGUGACUCCAACAAACAAUCCUUCACCCAAUCAUACAUCAGUUAAAGUAACAGAAGCAUCAGCCUUUCCAAGCUGUGCAUAUUCAUCAAUGGACUGCUUACCCAAGUCAUCACUGCAAGCAAUCGAUCCACAUCGAUUACAUUCUAUCUCCAUAAGCAUGCCUUCUUCUCCUGCUGGACUUCAAUUAGAAGGAACCAAAAGAGGUCUCUUCAGCGACAAAGGUGGAACUAAUUUCAACCAUGAGACCACACACCUUCAGGAAAACUCUUCUGUUUCUAACACGCGGCAGCCAAAGCAGGCAAAGUUCCAUUCUCAACCCAUACCUGCAGGCCAUGCAUAUGCUAAGGCAGUUACAGAGGUAAAGCUUCCUCCGAAUCCUUUGGAACAACCGCAGAUGAAUUUGAGGAAUAAUCGGGCUAAGGACAAAUGCUACGACUCUUUCAAGACAUGGUCAGGAAGACUUGAGAGGCAGCUCUCAAACUUAAGUAGAAAGCACCAGGAAGCAGAAGCAGAGAUUAACAGUACACAGAUUGCUGAAAUUGAGGUUUUACCAGUAGAUCGCUACUAUGAUGCCUUAGAAGGGCCUGAAUUGGAUACUCUCAGGACUUCAGAGGAGUUGGUGCUGCCAGAAGACAAGCAGUGGCCAUUCCUUCUGCGUUUUCCAAUGUCUUCAUUUGGUAUCUGCCUUGGCUUUAACAGCCAAGCCAUCCUUUGGAAAACACUAGCCAUAUCUCCAGCCACAAGAUUUCUACACAUAAGCCCGACCAUCAACCUCGUCCUCUGGUGCAUCUCUGUUGUUGUGAUGGCCAUUAUCUCCUCCAUCUACUCUUUGAAAUUAGUCUUCUACUUUGAAGCAGUUCGCCGUGAGUACCACCACCCUAUCCGAGUCAACUUCUUCUUUGCCCCAUGGAUUGCCUUCCUGCUCUUAGCACUUGGGGUGCCACCAGUGGUCACUGAAAACCUCCCAGCCACUCUUUGGUAUGUGCUCAUGGCGCCAAUCUUAUUUCUGGAACUUAAAAUCUACGGGCAAUGGAUGUUGGGAGGCCAAAGAAGGCUUUCAAAGGUUGCGAAUCCAUCAAAUCAUCUGUCAAUUGUUGGUAAUUUUGUGGGAGCUUUGUUGGGUACAUCCCUGGGGCUAAAAGAAGGGCCCAUUUUCUUCUUCGCAGUUGGGUUGGCCCAUUACACUGUGCUAUUUGUAACUCUAUACCAGAGGCUUCCGACAAAUGAGACACUCCCAAAGGAGCUCCAUCCAGUGUUCUUUUUUUUUGUUGCAGCACCCAGUGUAGCUUCUAUGUCAUGGGCAACGAUUCAAGGGGGCUUUGAUUAUGGGGCAAGGAUAGCCUACUUCAUUGCCCUAUUCCUUUAUGUUUCUCUUGCUGUUCGUGUUAAUUUCUUCCGAGGCUUCAGGUUCUCGUUGGCAUGGUGGGCAUAUACUUUUCCCAUGACGGCGGCUUCCAUCGCGACCAUCAAAUACUCAAAUGCAGUCAAGAAUCCGUUAACUCAAUCACUGUCCAUUGUUCUCUCUGCCAUAUCUACCCUCACAGUAACAGCUCUGCUCGUCUCCACUAUUGUUCAUGCCUUCGUACUCCGGAACCUCUUUCCCAAUGAUAUUACCAUUGCAAUUACAGGGAGAAGGCCUAAGGGAAGUAAGAAACGUUCACAUCUGCGAACCACGAGUUCAGAUGCUAAAGAUAUUGAAACUUCUGAUGAGAUGAGUAUGCAAGGAUUCUGAUUGGCCUUUGGGUUUCAUUUUCAUUCUAGAUUUAGGGAAGCUCGUGCUAUUCUCCUUCACAUGAUGUUUGAUGCAGUUGUUUGUGUGAGCAAAAAAUCGGUUAUCUGUCAGUGACUCAGUUACCAAAGCAAGCAUACGAUUUUAUUCUCCUAAAUAUGGUUUUUGAAGUUUGGCAAUUUAGCCCAUCUUGAAAUAUCUGCAGUUGGGAGAUGAAGGUGCAUUGUAGGAUUUUCAAGAGCUCUUGAUGAGAUCAUUGCUGCCUUGGAAAUUGGCUUAAAAGGCCACUGCUUUCUAGCAUGGUUGGUUAGUGGAGGUUGUGAGUUGUAUUGCCAACGUGGAGAGUGGUGGUGGUUUGUGUUUUCGAAAUAAAUCUCAAAUUCAUAUGUUAGGCAUUUUCAUGUGCAGAGUUUGUUUUGAAAAUGGUUGAUCUUUCAGUCAAUGAUGAAGGAAACAAGCAAUUGAAAUGGGAAAGAAAAGCACUAGAAGAACCGUGAACAGAAUGCGAUCCCAUAGAAAGUAAUCCUGCACCUCCAUCUCUUUAUUAGUUUGAAUGUUUAUUCAGCUGAUGGUCCACCUGUUUCAUGGAACAAACAUAUGGACAUCCGGUACAGAAAGAAAAAGAGCGGCAGGCAGUGGAUAAACUAUAUAGCCUCUGAAGCGAAUGUGGAUUAUGAAUAUCUAGUUUUGAUCUGCAAGCCACUUCAAGCAAGUAGCAAAGAUUAUUAAAGAAGGAUAUCCAGGAAGUCCACUUACAGAUUUAGGCAGCAAAGGCGAGGGGAUUCUCUUGUUACCGA